Messenger RNA from Lampris incognitus (smalleye Pacific opah), 1422 nucleotides. It is a transcript of the gene gbp, whose product is annotated as glycogen synthase kinase binding protein. Gene Ontology annotation, cellular component: cytoplasm. Bases 92 to 586 code for a protein of 164 amino acids. NCBI's taxonomy places the organism in Eukaryota, Metazoa, Chordata, Actinopteri, Lampriformes, Lampridae. The transcript has a single exon. The record is from RefSeq and is a predicted model, not a curated record.
UGAGAGUAGGGAGCGUCCGGUUGCUCUCAUUCAUACCGACUAAAUCAGUUACAAGGCAGCAGCUAAAAACCUUUUUUUAAAGAAAAGAAAAAUGCCCUGUCGAAAGGAGAACUACAUCUUCUUGGAGCAAUCCGUCACCGUCGACUCGAAAGAAGUGGACGCGCUGGUGACAAAAAUCGGCGAGGCACUGCAGCUCCACAACAAUAGCGCUAGCCAAAAGACGAUGUCCUGUCUCCAUGGUCUCACCGGCGGCGGCGGCGGCGUCAGCGGCGUCAAACAGGCCAACAGCAUCAACAACGGCGCGGCGCUGCAAAAGCGCAACGGCUGCUGCAUGCGGCUCCGGAGCCGGGGACACCGAAGCAGCAGGUCUAGCCCGUACAACAUCCCCGGGUCUAGCGACCAGGAGUGGGACCAUAUUAAACCCUGGAACAAAACGAGGAUCGACGUCGACGAGGACGACCCGCAUCGGCUGCUUGAGGAGCUGAUUUUGUCGGGGAAUCUUAUCAAGGAGGCCGUCAGGAGGCUGCAGUUCUCCGCCGCGGACUGUGGGGAUUUUUCUAAGACCGCCGACAAUGUGUCGUGCUGAUCUGGGACAAAACGGGUUUUUUCUUUUCUUUUUUUUUUUAGCCUUUUAUAGCAGAGACCAUGCUAUGGACAAACGGACUAUUUAGCAACAAUGUCUAGAUUAUGAAUUAAAUGUCAUUGGCUCGGUAGAUAUGUUUCCCUUAUACAUUCGUUUAUUCGACUCGUCCCUUUUAGGUUACGUCAGUUUGGCUAACGUUAGCAAAUGGGGGAGCUAACGUUAACUCGCUGGCUUCGGCUAAUAGGCCACCCGGCUAGCGAGCCAUAUUGUUUAUGUUUGAACCUCUCCUUGUGGGUCAUGUUGUCGUCCACGCUAGGUGGGAGGUGUCUGCUAUUGUGCUUACAUCAAAUGUAAAAAAAAAAAAACUAGCCGUUUACCAAUUUGGCAGACCGAUGGAGAAAAGUCAACAUGGGCUUUUGUUUACAAUCUUCAGAUUGUUGGGGAGGUUUGGAGCCGCUGGGGAGGGGAAAAAAACAAAAACGACUGUCCCAGUUUCAUCUCACAUCAGGUCGUCGGAGGCGGCGUUCCUCUUUUUAAACCGGCGAAGAAUUACAACGACUAUCGGAACUGUAGUGGUGGGAGGGGGGGGUAAAUCUGGCGAGGGACUGAUUUGUUAUACGUGUUUUAUUGUUUAUAAUGUCUUGGGAAGGGGGGGGGAUGUCGGCCAUCACACAACACUACUUUGUGGUGCUUCACGUUUUUUGAAUUCCGACGAGGAGUUCAGUUUGUCAUUUUCUUUGUUUCUCUGUGUAAAGAAGAUCACGUUGAACACUUCGUAACGAAGUAUUUUAUAAUGUUCCUGAAUACUCAGGGCUUUUUCGGCGUCUUAAUAAACACAU